Molecule: messenger RNA, 1329 nt
Organism: Danio rerio (zebrafish)
Lineage: Eukaryota; Metazoa; Chordata; Actinopteri; Cypriniformes; Danionidae
Source: RefSeq, a predicted model, not a curated record
CGUGUUAGGUUUGUUUUGAAAUGGGAAGUUUGCAGUUUACAGCGCUUUCUCUGCAGCCGAGUGUUCGCUACCGCUACAGACAAAGCUGCUGCCUUACAUGAAGACACGGCGGGAAAACGCAUUUUCAAGCUGAAUUUGACAGUUCUGGGAGGGAUAUGGAUGUUAUUCCUAUGUGUAGUAUAUUCCAGGAGCUGCAGAGUGUGCUUGACACGGGAUACCUGUCCGCGUUACCGUCUCUGGAGGAGUACUGGCAACAGACUUGUCUUGAGCUUGAGCGCUAUCUGCAGAGCGAGCCCUAUGUCUCUGCAGCAGAUCUGAGGUCAGUAUGCGAAUCCGACCAUCUGUGGAGCCAGUUUGUGCGGUGCUGUGGGACAGAAGCAAACCUGUCCCCACCGGGAGCCUCUAUCCCCAGACAGGAUGAGAUCGCAGCAUCCUGCCAUUCAUCAUUCGGCAGCUGUGAGAAGAUCAUCGCAUCUGCUGAUGUUCACACACACCCACUGGGCCACAACGCGUCUGAGCAGCAGUGUGUAAUCGCAAGCACACCGCCCUCCUCGCCCUCACUGGUGAAAGAAGAUGCAGACGGUCCAAGAGGGGAGGAGGUCAGAUGUGAAGGGUCACCUGAAGGACGAAGGAGAGCUCAUCGAUGCUACUUUAACGGUUGCAGGAAGGUUUACACAAAGAGUUCUCACCUGAAAGCACAUCAGCGCACACACACGGGUGAAAAGCCAUAUAGGUGUUCGUGGGAAGGCUGUGAGUGGCGUUUCGCUCGAAGUGAUGAACUGACCAGACACUUCAGAAAACACACUGGAGCAAAACCUUUCAAAUGCAGCCACUGUGACAGGUGUUUCUCUCGUUCUGAUCAUCUGGCUCUGCACAUGAAGAGACACAUCUGAAUGACGAGCAGCGAGAGACGAACAACCUGCUACAGCACAAAAACAAACCAAGCGUGUGUGUGAGAAUCCCAAACACCUGCACGGCUGUUUUUGUGUGCAUUCAGUGAGUGCCUGCGUUGCACAUUUUGCACCUACUUCUUAUAUGCAUUCAAAUCGAGACUUAAAAAAAGGAUGGCAUUUUAUUUGUUAAUUUAAUGCACAACGUUCUGGUGCUGAAUAGAGGUUAACUUGUUUGUAGAAUUUCCAAAUUGGGGUAAAUUCAUUUCACCUGGGGUAAAAAAUAUACAAUAAUCAUAAGCCAGUUUACAUUCUAUAUAUAAGCCAGCUUUUACAUUCUGCACUGGAAAUGUGCGUAUCUCAAAAAGUGUGUGAAUAUAGGUUUGUGUGCACGUGUGUAUGUAUGUAUAUGUGUGUGUGCAUGCGUGCAUGCAUGUGU